This is a messenger RNA of Neurospora tetraspora, 1410 nucleotides long. RefSeq names its product carbon-nitrogen hydrolase. The record is from RefSeq and is a predicted model, not a curated record. The coding region runs from base 224 to 1312 and encodes 362 amino acids. Gene Ontology annotation, molecular function: catalytic activity. NCBI's taxonomy places the organism in Eukaryota, Fungi, Ascomycota, Sordariomycetes, Sordariales, Sordariaceae. The transcript has 2 exons.
GAUGAAGUGAUUUUCACUCUUGAGACGUAAAUCGGAGGAUGGUGGGUUGCUUGAUGACUCUAUCCGCAGCGGAUCUCUCGGUUUCACCUCAGACCACCCAUAAAGCCAGACACUCGCAUAAAACUGAUUAUAUCCCUCCUCUUUCACUCACUCCCGUAUCUACCACCUCUCACCUCUCACCAUCACCACAAUACCCAUCCACCCAUCACCUCAAUCCCUUAAAAUGGCCUCCCCAACAAAAAUCAAACUAGCGGCCGCCCACUCCGCCCCCAUCUACAUGUCCAAAUCCGCCACCCUCGCCAAAGCCAUCAACCUCAUCCACGCCGCCGCGCGCGACGGCGUUUCGUUGCUUGUCUUUCCCGAGACCUACGUCCCCGGCUACCCUUACUUCAUCGAGUGCUACCCGCCGCUGAAACAAGUCGUUGCUCUGGCCAAGUAUGCCGAGGAGUCCGUCGUCGUCGAUGAAGAUCUUGAUGGGGUGGCGGAAGCCUGUAGGCAAACGGGCGUGUCGGUUGUGCUGGGUGUGUCGGAGCGGAUGAAGGGUGGCUAUACGUGUUUCAAUUCGCAGGUGUUUAUUGCGGGCGGGAGGGAAGGAGGGGGGGUGGUGGGAACGCAUAGGAAGUUGCAGCCUACCUAUGUGGAACGGGUUGUGUGGGCGCAGGGGGAUGGGUCGACGCUCAAAACUUGGGAUGGGCUUUUGCUAGGUGCAGGUGGUUCUGAAGCGGAAGGAAAGGAGAACAAGAACAAGAAGUGGAACGUAGGCGGCCUAGCCUGCUGGGAACACACCAUGCUCCUCGCCCGCCAGGCCCUGAUCACCCAGCAGGAACACGUGCAUGCGGCCGCGUGGCCGGCGCUGUCGACGAUGGCUGGGUUCGAGGGGAGUGCGGACAGCCAGAUCGAGGCGCUGAUGAAGUGCCAUGCGCUGACGGCGCAGUGUUUCGUGGUGGCGGCGAGCAACUAUGUGGAUGAGGCGUGUCUGGAGUGGAUGAGGGAGAAUAUUGGGGAGCAAGAGUUUGUGAAAAGGGGAGGAGGGUGGUCGGCGGUUAUUCACCCGUUUUGUAACGUGUUGGCGGGACCGGUUACUGGGGAGAAGGAGGAGCUGGUCACGGCGGAGGUGGACUUGAAGGAUUUGGGAAUGGUUAAGGUUUGGGUGGAUGCUGAUGGGCAUUAUGCUCGGCCGGAGAUUAUGCCGUUUGGGUGGGAUAAGGAGGCGUAUUGGAGGGAUGGGAAGGUGGAGGGGGAGGCUGGGAAGGGUCAGUCUCAGCUGAGGAAGCCUGAAGGAAAGGGGGGAAAGGAAGCCAAGAAGGCGUAACGGGUUGAAAACAGAAAAGGCGAAGUCGAAUAUUAUGGGAUGGGUAGUUGGAAAGGAAAAUAAUAUCGGGAUAUACAUAGUCACGGUGAGUUGGUAAG